AGGACCGAGCGCAUGCAAUUGGAACUCCCGCUAACUAACUUCCCUGCGUCCAUAUAAAUACCAUAGAUCCUUCGCGCCUUAUCCAUUUUCGAAUUUCUCUCAGUAAAUACUCGGAUUUUCAGAGGGAGAGCUGGUGAGAGCGAUUGAAGCGAAAUUUCCUGAGUUUCGUUGGCAUAUUUGAUCUUCGAUCUUUGAAGAUGCAGAAACUCGGGGUUCCAAGCAUAAAAAAUUUGGAUCAUUUCAAAUCCUUAUCACGAUCCGGCUCUGGAGCCGCGAAAACCUUCUCAUUCUCUUCUCGCCCAUCUUCCGAUUCAGUUUCUCUGGGAAGUUUCGCCAGUUUGAAACUAACUGCAGAGAAACUUGUUAAAGAGCAAGCUUCUGUGAAGACCGAUCUCGAACUGGCGAAUUGUAAGCUGAAGAAAUCGAUGGAGCAUAUCCGUGUAUUAGAGGAAAAGUUGCAAAAUGCUUUCAACGAGAAUGCUAAACUCAAAGUAAAGCAAAAAGAAGAUGAGAAGCUCUGGAAAGGUCUGGAGUCCAAAUUCUCUUCAACCAAGACUCUUUGUGAUCAACUCACCGAAACCUUACAUCAUUUAGCCAGUCAGGUUCAGAAUGCUGAGAAAGAUACAGAGUUUUUUGAAGUCAAAGUGUCUGAAAGUUCAAAAGCGAUAGAUUCACUAAAUGAGUAUAUGGAGGGCCUUUCAUUGAAGCUAAGUUCUGCUGAGGAAACUAUCAGGAACCGUGGAAAGGAAAUAGAAGAACUCAAAUUUGAGAAAGAGGAAAAUGAUAGGCUUUACAAGGAUGAACAGUGCAAAAUAGCGAACCUCAUUGAGGAAAAAGAUGCUCUUAUAAAGAAAUUUGAAGCAACCAUAGCAGCAAAUAAGCUGGCUGCAGAGAGUUUGAACUCUAAAAUGGGAGAAGUUCAGCUUGAGUUACGAUCAAAAGACGACGAGAUAAAAUGUUUGCUAACCACUCAGGAGAAUUUGGAGAAAGAGAACAGUAAUCUUCUGCUGGGCAAUAAUGAAUAUGCUAAAAAGCUAUCAAUAUCGCUCCAGGAGAUAAAACAUCUUGAAGGUUUUGUCUCUGUGUUGGCUGCACAAUUGGUCGAGCUGGAUAAACAAAAUCUGACUUUUACAGACAAGUUUGAUGAACUAAAUUCUCUCUACGACACUUGCUUUAAGUUAGUUCAACAGGAGAAAGACCUUGCUGCUGAGCAUGCUCAAAAGAAGUAUGAGCAACUCCAUGAUAAAUUCUUGUGCAUAACAUCAGAAAGGGAUGCACUAGAAUUGGUUAACCAGAAGUUAAACAGUAAGAUCAUUGAACUUCAGAAAGCCCAAGAGUCUGUUAUGGCACAGCUUUCGGAAGAAUUCCAUUUAGCUGAGAGGAGAAUCCAGAAGUUGGAGUCCGAAGCAGAAAAUCUGGUCUCAAAGAAGAUUGAAACAGAAAAUUUGGUUUCAAAACUGGAGGAGAAGAUUGAUACACUGUCUGAAAGUUCAAGAUCAUCUGAGAAUAAAAUGCAAGAUCUACUGCUGAAAAUUUCAGCUCUGGAAAUGGAGAAUAAAGAUAAUACAGAGAAAAUGCAAGCAGAGAUACGGGGUAAAAAAGAAGAAAUUGAUAUUUUGGAAAAGGAGAGGGAGAAACAUGAGGCACAGGUAAAUUCUUUGGAGAAACAUGUUGGUCAACUGCAGGUCAUGGUGGAGGAAAAACAACAGCUUAUCCUGCAAUAUAAAGAAAGAGAAAAAAAGCUGGAAGUUCAAAUUUCAGAGAAUCAGGCAAUUCUGGCAACUGCUGAAAGUAAACUCGUGGAAGCCAGGAAGCAAUAUGAUGUGAUGCUAGAGAGUAAGCAGAUAGAGUUAUCUAGACAUUUGAAAGAGAUAUCUCAGAGAAAUGAUCAGGCUAUUAAUGACAUACGGAGGAAGUACGACAUGGAGAAACAGGAGAUUGUUAAACUGGAAAAAGAGAAGGUUGAUAAAGUUGUUGGAGAAAUGGAACAGAAAUGUGACCAGAAGGUUGCAGAGUGCAGAGAAGAAUUAAGGCAGCAGCUGUUGUGCAUUCAAGAGGAAAAUGCUACUUUAGUCACUUGUCUUCAGCAGGAGAAUGAUAGAAAGGAACAAAUUCUCAAAGCUGACCAUCAUGAGGAGCUAAAACGUGCCCAACUUCAGGCAGAAGAUGAACUGAGAAAGAAAACAACAUCUCUUAGGAAUGAACAUGAAGUUCAGAUGAAAGCAUUGAGGUGUCAAUUUGAAGAUGAGUGCAAAAAGCUUCAGGAGGAGUUAAAUCUCCAGAAGUCCAAAGAAGACAGGCAGAGAGCUCUAUUACAACUGCAGUGGAAAGUGAUGAGUGACAAACCAAAAGAAGAACAAGAAGUGAACUCGAGAAGGGAUUAUUCCAUUUCUUCAGUCAAGAAGAAGGAUUCUGGUUUUGAGAAAAGAACUCAACAUGCUCUGGUAAGGCCAGAGGAAGAAGAGAAGGAAUCACCAUUCCCAGGUGUAACACAAACACCAGUGUCAAAAUUGUUGAAGAAAGUAGAAAAUACCAACACAGGAAGUGUAAGAAGCAUUCCUAAGCAUCAUAAGAAGGUAACUCACCAUGAAUAUGAAGUUGAAACUUCCAAUGGAAGAACAAUUACAAAACGAAGAAAAACAAGAAGUACAGUCUUGUUUGAGGAUCCAAGGAAACAUAAGAAGGUCCGGACACCAAAAGCUAAUACCCCAGCAAGUUUUGUCAAGGGAACCAAGGGAUGUCAACCAAAUGUUUCAAAUAUCGGUGAUUUGUUUUCAGAAGGUUCUCUAAAUCCUUACGCAGAUGACCCGUAUGCAUUUGAUUAAAGGAUAGAUGUAUCUGAUGUUGAUACCUAAAACCAGCGUUGUCUUUUUCCCAUUUCAAAAGAGCUUUUUCACUUGGUUCACUGGGUGGGCAGUGGAGAUGAAUUGAACCAUUCUUUUCUGCUUGCAAAAGGCAUGUGAUGUGGUCUGAUUUUGUAAAUUCCCAUUGAGACAGUUUAUCUGCUUCAAUCCCGCAUGUAAACAACAUUAGAUAAAGGACUUAUUAGGCUGUUUGGAAAAGGAACAUACUUGGAACUUUUGUCCAGUGUGAUCGAAGUCGUGAUCAAAUCAGGUGAUGGGCUGAUAGCUACAUGGUUUUUAGCAUAUAUGGAGCUUGCCCACUCUGAAGGAACGAUUAAAUUCUCCCUUUUUGUUGUUUCUGCCUGGAAAUACAAAUUUGUGAUGUCCUGAUUCAUUUGAUUGGGAGUACGGAUUUAAAAAGUUAAGCAGGGACAAGAUUGAAAAGCCUAAGGCUAGGAGUAUCAAACUGGUGGGUAUAGGUGGCUCAUGGUUACUUGUCAUUUAAGAUCCCUUUGAGGUACCUAUUGCUAAAAUUUACUCUAAUUAAAAGAAAAAAGUCAAGAAAUGGAAGUUUUUCAAAAUCGUCUUCAACAACCCCCUCUCAUUUUUAUAUUUCGACUCAUUCUGUAUGGAUAUGAAGUCUUAAC
Messenger RNA from Gossypium raimondii (Peruvian cotton), 3490 nucleotides. RefSeq names its product synaptonemal complex protein 1. The record is from RefSeq and is a predicted model, not a curated record. The coding region runs from base 198 to 2825 and encodes 875 amino acids. Gene Ontology annotation, biological process: reciprocal meiotic recombination. The transcript is spliced from 19 exons. NCBI's taxonomy places the organism in Eukaryota, Viridiplantae, Streptophyta, Magnoliopsida, Malvales, Malvaceae.